AACAUCAGUGAUUUCCAAAUCUUGUGACCAGCUCAACUAUACUUUCUCCUUCGCACUCCUCUGGAUCUCCUGCUAGUCUGAGCUGCUCAGACUGUCUUUCUCGAGCACACACACUCAUUCACUCACAAACUCCUGCUCCUGUGACUGUUGCUCUGGUCUGUCACCUGCCCCUCUGCUACAGCAUGCAGCUCCUGGUGGUGUUAGCAGCUCUCAUGGGGGUUCUGUUCAGCGUUAGAGCAGCUGCCGUGCUUCCUGUGGAGGAAAGGAGUCCAAUUCAUGUGAACAGGGAGCAGACCAAAGAGCGAAAGGAGUUAAUCCUGAAACUGGUGUCUGGCUUGUUGGAUGGAGCUCUGGAUACCAACAUGCUGCAGGGGGAAGCAGCACCUGUGGAUGUUGAGGAGCCGCUGGAGUCACGUCUGGAGGAGAGGGCGGUCUACAACAGGCUAUCACUGCCUCAGCGUGACCGCAAAGCCCCUUGUAAAAACUUCUUCUGGAAAACUUUCACCUCCUGCUAACAGUGCCCCAAACCACCCAGCUCUGUCCUCCUGCCCUCCCAGCUCCACGUGAACUGUAGCAGACCUCAGCUGUACAUAUCAUCUACACCUCAGACAUGCAGCAUCGAUGGACUUCACUGAGACAGUGUGUCUGUUUGAAUAUUAAUUAUUUAUGUAUACAAUGUAUGUAUUAACGUAUGUAACCUUUUCUUUCAGGGUCAGUAAUAAAGCAUGGCUAUAACAUUUGAGAUGCUAAUAACAAUUAAAUAAUUUUGAAAAUUAUUCAGUAAGAAAAAGGUCACAUUUUUCACCUGCUUCUACAAUAUAAAUGCAAAGUUGGAUUUCAUGCAAAUAUUUUGCCUGUAUUUUUAUUAUGAUUUGACCAUUUACUGCACUAAAAUUGUGGAAAAAUUUUUGACUUUGCCAUUAUUACACAAACAUAUUUCUAAAGAUCCUAAAAUCCAGGUUGCAGUUGUUAAUGUUACAUGGAGGAUACACACACAACUGUUCACCGUCUUUAUUGAAAAGCAAUCAUUUUUUUAGUGUUACCGAGGAGGUAACAGCACGUAGUUCAUAAUCCAGAUACCGUAAUUAUUCUGCCUGUUACUGUGCAAUUUUUUGUCUUGUUUAUCAA
This is a messenger RNA of Monopterus albus (swamp eel), 1128 nucleotides long. It is a transcript of the gene sst6.1, whose product is annotated as somatostatin family member 6.1. Gene Ontology annotation, molecular function: G protein-coupled receptor binding; neuropeptide hormone activity. The transcript is spliced from 2 exons. Gene Ontology annotation, cellular component: extracellular region. The coding region runs from base 183 to 515 and encodes 110 amino acids. Lineage: Eukaryota; Metazoa; Chordata; Actinopteri; Synbranchiformes; Synbranchidae. Gene Ontology annotation, biological process: regulation of cell migration; adenylate cyclase-inhibiting G protein-coupled receptor signaling pathway. The record is from RefSeq and is a predicted model, not a curated record.